This is a messenger RNA of Alligator mississippiensis (American alligator), 2394 nucleotides long. Its product is annotated as syncytin-A-like. The record is from RefSeq and is a predicted model, not a curated record. The transcript has 2 exons. Lineage: Eukaryota; Metazoa; Chordata; Crocodylia; Alligatoridae. Bases 666 to 1928 code for a protein of 420 amino acids.
GAAAUCAUACCUCGCUUCGGACUUCCAAAAGGAAUAGGGUCAGACAAUGGCCCACAUUUCAUUGCACAAAUUACUCGAAAGGUUUCUGAGUUCCUGGGAAUCAGCUGGCAUUUACACACCCCUUGGAGACCCCAGUCCAGUGGAAAAGUGGAACAUAUGAAUCAGACCUUAAAAAGACACCUUGCAAAGAUUUGCCAAGAAGCUCGACUCAAAUGGCCAGAGGCCCUACCCUUGGCCCUGUUGCGAGUAAGGGUCGCACCACAUUCUAAAUUGGGAUUAAGCCCAUUUGAGAUAAUGUAUGCAGGUACGGGACGUGCUGCAGACACAGAACCAGUCUCCUACCCCGGAAAAUCGAUUAUUACCUGGAAGUUACGCUCUUGUGAAAGAUUGGAACGAGGAACCACUUUGAGCCAGAUGGAAGGGCCCGUAUAGAGUACUUUUAACGACCCCAACGGCAGCAAAGCUCGAAGGAAUCAAGACUUGGAUACAUUCCAGUCGCCUAAAGCCGGUGGCUGAACCAGAACAAGAAGAAACUCCUGCAAACUCCGGGACCGGAGGCAGAGAACAGUGGAAGGUGGAGCCAAUAAGGGACUUAAAAUUCCUAUUCAAAAGAAAGGAACUUUGAAUAAUUUGUCAAUCUUUGAUCAAGUUUUACAAGCCUUAUUAUGAAAUUGUUCAAGGUUUUAGUGUGGGGCACCCUAAUUUGUCCACUCCUACUUAUAGGAGGGGAAAAUCUUUUACCACAAGAAUUUGACCCUCAGGAAAAUGUCUGGAUUUAUCUGGCCCGGGAAAUAUUAAAUAGAACAGACUUCUGCUUGGCAGGAGGGAUCAAUGCUCAUCUGGUUUUUACCUCAUGCUUAAUUGCAGUACCUACCCCUUUGAAAAUUUUACAGAAUUAUACUAUGCUGAAAGAUGUAAAGAAGGAAAAUACAUAUCAGGAUAUAUAUAAGUGGGGGACUAUUGUAAAAGAGAAAAGCAGAGACAUGUUUUCUGUACGGGUUCAGGCAACAGCUAAUGCUUCUGAAUGUUUCUUAAUAGUGAAUUGUACCAGUAAUUGCUUUAAAUUGAACCAAGGUAGAAAAAUCUUCUGUAAUAAGACCAGUCAAAUAUCCUAUGUAUAUACACAUACCAUCCUUCCUCGAGGAUGGUUUCUGGCCUGCGGGAGAAUGAUAUAUUCAUACCUUCCAGCAAAUGCUACUGGGGGACCAUGCACCAUUGCCCGGGUAACUGCAGCUCUUCCAAGGAAGUCUGACCUAAUGCACACUGAACAAACCCCUCUUGGUGGGAGGUUUAAACGAGCAUACACUACUCUCACUGCUGAUUGUGACGAGAAUGAUUCCCCUGGACUAUUAUCUAAGGCAGAAUACAUAGCAUUAGCUGCAUCUAUAGUGGGGGUUCUGGGUCUUGCUGUAAGUAAUAACAGAAAUCUUAAUGCAGUAGCCUGUGUUUUAGCAAAAGGACUAAAUGCUACAUCUCGAGCGCUCUCAGCCUUGAAUGCUGAACAAAAACAACUAAGGGACGCUGUCUUAGAGAAUAGAGCCGCUAUUGAUUAUCUCUUGUUACGACACAAUCUGGGGUGUGAAACCUUAAAAGGAAUGUGCUGCUUCAACCUCACUGAUAAUUCUGUGCUAAUUGAAGACAAAAUUGGUGCCUUACAACGAUUGACACAGACAUUGAAAGAAACAUCUGGCUUAGACUUUUCCUGGUUAACUUCCUGGCUUCCCAAUUUUGGAUGGUUGAAGCAGUUGUUUUGUAUGGUUAUUCUAUUUUGCUUUAUAGGGAUUAUGAUCUGUUUCCGUAUCCAUUGUAUACCGGUUUGUAUCGCAUCUAUCUUCAGGCCUAAGGUAAAUCAAAUGAUUUUGCAAAAAAAGAAAGCUGAGAAUACUAGAUUUGUGUUAAGUCAAAUUGAAUGGAGCAAUCAUAAUUAAUAAUAAUUAUAAAUGCUCCAGAUGAGGGAAAUGUAAGGUUUGACCUAGAAACUACUAUGCAAAGCCUAAGCAAAAGUGAAUGUUGUGUGUCGAAUGCCCAUCUGCAAUGAUAAGGGGCAGACAGUCUUAGAUAGAGGAAGCUUGAAAACAAAAAACAGAAUCAGAGGUACUGGAGCAAAGAGCUCAUUAAAAUACUAAAAAUCACACCCCGAGGCGGGGAAGAUAUAUGCUAAUGGAACAUAUAUGUACGUUAAUGAGAUACAUAGCUAAAACACAGGUAUAGAGACAUGCUCAGUAAAGAACUCCUUGCGUCACUCCUUUAUAACCAAUUAGCAAACAAGGAUGCUUAUGAAGAUUCAACCUCUGGUAUAUAAGGGGCUCAGUAUUGAAUGUGCUUGUGCUUGUCUUGGGAGAUUAUUCCGCUUGCACCUUUUAUUGCUAGCAAUAAAUCAUUUUUAUACUUUCA